UGUUCUCAAAUUAUCAUAAUUCAUAUUUUGGAGUGUUACCGGUAGCCCCAGCUCUGAACAAGUAACACAACAACACAGUGGAAGGUAUUGCCUUGACCAAAGAUGGUGAAGUGGCAGAGACUCAUUUUUCCCUUUCUUCGCCACAUUCACAAGCGAGUUGUGGAUCAUCACCAUGCCAAUCCUUCAGCUCCAAGCCUUGCCAUUUCUCGAUUAGCCUCUUCUCUUUCACAAGGUCAGAUAGGGAGGAUAACGAUGCCAACUUUGCCCUGUUUCUCAAGACCCAUUUUCCUGGGUUUCCAACAUCAGGGAAUUUCAACUACUGCUCCAUUGCUGGCAAAUUCAUCUGAGGAAGCACCUGUUUUGUCACCUUUAGUCCCAGUUUCAUCUUUGGGUGGUUCAAAAGGUGAAGACCAGAAGCAGAAAGCUGUUACUAAGCCAGAAACGGUUCAAGCAAUAUUAAAGGGAAUAAAGCAGAGUCCGAAGAAGGUCAACCUAGUUGCUGCUCUGGUUCGUGGCAUGCUUGUUAAAGAUGCAUUGAUGCAACUGGAAUUGACAAUAAAAAGAGCAGCAAAAACUGUUUAUCAGGUUAUUCAUUCAGCCCGAGCAAAUGCCUCUCACAAUCAUGGUUUAGAUCCAGAACGUCUCAUCGUAGCGGAAGCAUUUGUAGGAAAGGGGUAUUUCAAAAAGAGAAUUGCCUUCCAUGCCAAAGGAAAAUCAGGGCUCAUAAUGAGACCAGAAUGCAGGCUAACAGUUGUAGUGAGAGAGAUAACUCCGAAAGAAGAGGCUGAUAUUGCUAGGUUGAGAGUUCACAACUUUAAGAAACUAACUAAGCGGGAGAGACGACUUGUGCCUCAUCAACUUAUUGAGACCACUCCUGUUUGGGGCCGCAAAAACAAAUCUAGUGGUCAAAACUUGAGUGCUGCACCUGCAUGAGCCUCACUUUGUUUCCAAGUUUUCAUGCUUCAUGGCAUUUUGUGUAAUAGAUUAUUCUUCUUGGACAUUACAUGAUAUGGAAACUAUUGAGAAAUUUGUCUGGCCCUUGUUUCAAAUCAUAGAAAGUUUGUGCUGGAUCAUGUUAAGUAUUAUUCUCAUUCACUAGCUUAUUUUUCUUUCUGCUAGGUACUAAAAAGGAUAUGCCCUGUUCAAUUAGCAGCAAAAGAAUCUCCUCUCGUUUUGAGUGGAAGUAUAACCCUGUGAUUUUCAAGAUAAGGGUACUCUUGCAUCAUUUUAUUAAAUGUGGUUUUAUUAUUUAUUGAA
Vigna angularis (adzuki bean) is the source of this 1257-nucleotide messenger RNA. Its product is annotated as 50S ribosomal protein L22, chloroplastic. The transcript is spliced from 7 exons. Bases 103 to 933 code for a protein of 276 amino acids. Gene Ontology annotation, biological process: ribosome assembly; translation. The record is from RefSeq and is a predicted model, not a curated record. Gene Ontology annotation, molecular function: structural constituent of ribosome. Gene Ontology annotation, cellular component: mitochondrial large ribosomal subunit; ribosome. NCBI's taxonomy places the organism in Eukaryota, Viridiplantae, Streptophyta, Magnoliopsida, Fabales, Fabaceae.